Molecule: messenger RNA, 1514 nt
Organism: Tribolium madens (black flour beetle)
Lineage: Eukaryota; Metazoa; Arthropoda; Insecta; Coleoptera; Tenebrionidae
Product: KICSTOR complex protein ITFG2-like
Exons: 8
Coding region: 1-1440 (479 amino acids)
Biological process (GO): regulation of TOR signaling
Cellular component (GO): KICSTOR complex
Source: RefSeq, a predicted model, not a curated record
AUGCGUGCUAUUUCUUUAGUUAAUCGUUUAGAGUUCCAAUUUAUGGGUAAUGUUGCUAGAAAUGCUGUUACUUUAGGAGAUAUAGACAAUGAUGGGUGUAAUGAAUUAAUUAUUGGUAACAACAAAGGGGAAGUCGCUGUUUUUAAGGGAAAAGAACGAAUCAAAAAAAUAACUGAUCUUUCAUUUGUUAGUUGUGUGGCUGUUGGCGACAUUUUCAAUAAACAAAAGAAUAGUCUGGUUAUUGUAACAGCUGAUGGUUGGUGUUACAUUUAUGAAGUUCCCGAUAAUGGUAUAAAUGUUAGUGAAGAAGUUGAAAAAACUGAUGAAGAUAUAAGCCAGGUUGAUGGGCAAGUACAAUCAGGGGAGACCUUAGAAUAUAGCACUGAGUCAAAUAGGAGUCAAGGUGACAAAGAAGAAAAACCACAAUUGGUUUGUGUCCAUAUUCAGAGAAUUCCUGCAAAUGCCAAGAACAUUGUUCUGGGUGACAUUGACAACGAUGGAAUGAUAGAAAUGAUUUUGGGCCUUACCGACAGAGUUGUCCGUUCUUAUAGAUGGGUUAAUGAGCCCUUCAAACCGUCUUAUGACACAGCUCACAAUCUUGAAAAUGUACAAUAUUUUGGCAAACUAAUUGCUUUAAACAAAUGGGAAUGUGCAAACCAAAUCGGUUCAAUCACACUCCACCACACCAGCGACGGAAAACCCUCUUUAUUAAUUGCUCAACCAGGCGGCACGUUUAUGAGAAUUCGUUGCCAGCCCGAUGACAGUGGCCAAGCUCAAGAAAAUCUGGAAUUAAGUGGUUCAAGUAGCGAUACUAUGCCCGGCUCUGCCAUAGACUACCAGUUCCUAGGAAUUUCAAGAAUGAGGAAUCAAAACAUAUCAACAGAAAUUUUGGGUGAUUUCCAAUCGAGAAAUUUGGAAAGUCAGAAUGAAGAUGCGAAAAAAUGUCCUUAUGCUGUUGCUACUUUGGAUGGGACGAUAAUGCUGGUUCAAGAUGAAGUCAUCCUUUGGGCCAUUGCUGUUGAUCACCAGAUUUUUGCAUUGUGUAAACUUGAUGUCACUGGUAAUGGCAUGGACGAUAUCGUCGUAUGUUCGUGGGAUGGCCAAACUUAUAUUCUUGAUCAAGAGAAAAAUUGUGUUAGAUUUCAUCUUGACGAACCUGUUCAAGCGUUUCAUUGUGGACACUAUAAUCUGACAAUCAAUGAUGAUCCCGUAACUUGCCUAGUCUACAUCACCUUUAAGAAUACUGUAAUUAUUUACUAUGAUAUACCGCUCAAAGAACUGAAGUGCAAAAAAUACGAGCCUUCGCUAGAUUUAUUGCGUGAAUUGUACAUGAAAGACGGAAGAACUGAGGAAGAGGCACAGGAGAUGGUUAAAAACUUAGACAAGAAAAAGAAGAAUCAACUAAUACAUCGUCUGUUAUACAACGUGAAGAAAUCAUAAUUGUUAUUUUAUUGGAAGUAUACAAAUAUGUAUUUAAAUAGAAAUAAACUUUUUACAGGAAACAUUAAGUCUAA